UGGUCUCUCUAUAUAUUUGGGUUCAACACUUUUUCCAAAGCACAUACAUAUCCAUACAUGGAAAAUCAAAUGGAUGGUAGCAUUGACAUGAGAGUAGAUGCAAUAUUAAGUUAUAGUUGGAGAGUGGACAGUGCCAUAAGGAGUGAGACUGCUUCAAUUUUGGGAGCAUCACCUCUCCAUACUUUUUCUUCGUUAGUGGACAGUGCCAUAAGGAGUAGGACUCCAUCAAUAUCAAUUUCAAAUUGGGGAGCAUCCCCUCUCCAUACUUUUGCUUCCGCAGUAGACAAUGCUGCUCCACGAUUAUUCACCCUGCCUGAGAUUCAAGCAGCCACCAACAAUUUCUCACGUAACAAGAAGAUUAGUGACGCUGGAAGCUUUGGUGUUGUGUACAGAGCAAAACUUGUUGAUGGUCGUGAGGUUGCAGUCAAGAGGGGUAAUGCCCGGUCAAACAUAAAGGGUCCAUUUAAGUCUGAAUUGGCCUUCUUGUCCCGUCUGCACCACAAGCACUUGGUUGGGCUAGUUGGGUUCUGUGAAGGGGAUUAUGAGAGGCUGAUCUUGGUUUAUGAGUACAUGAAGAACAGGUCCUUGUAUUAUCAUUUGCAUCGCAAGUAUAGCAGCGUGUUGAAUUCGUGGAAAAAGAGGAUCAAAAUUGCUUUAGAUGCUUCCCGGGGAAUAGAAUAUCUUCAUAAUAACCAUGUAGUUCCAUCUAUUAUUCAUGGACGUAUAAAGUCUGCCAACAUUCUUCUUGAUGCCACUUGGACGGCAAGAGUAUCUGAUUUUGAAUUGUCCUUCUGGUGUCCAGAAUCUGCCUGUGAUUACCGACCAAUGGAGGCAGCAGCAGCAAGAAGCGUUGGAUACAUCGAUCCUGAGUAUCAUGAUCCAAAUGUGUUGACACCAAAGAGUGAUGUGUAUGGGCUUGGAGUUGUACUGCUUGAACUUUUAACAGGAAAGAGAGCUAUAUUCAAGUCGGGGAAAGAUGGAGACAUCUCAUUAUUAAGUCUGGUGGAGGUUGCAGUGCCCGCUAUUUUGGCUCAAGAUUUGGUGAACAUUUUGGAUCCAAGGGUUAGACUGCCCAAUGUGAAUGAAGCAUUGGCAGUGGAGAUAGUGGCCUACACUGCUAUCCAUUGUGUCAGUUUGGAAGCCCAACAGAGACCGACAAUGGCCCACGUCGUGCUCAAUUUGGAGAGGGCUUUGACUAUAACUGAUUGUGAUAGUGAUAAUGACCCGAAUGAUAUCAAUCGCAUUAACAGCAGUGAAGAAGGAACUACUGAAGUUGGCCCAGUAACGGAGAUUUUGAGUAAUAAGAAUAAGGUUUUAGGUUCCAAAUUUAUUGCCACGUUUGUAAAAAAAAUAAAAAGAAAGCAACUAUAACGGUAUUUGAUGUUCCAUUUCCAGUAAGAAUAGCUGUUCUAGAGUAUAUUUUGGUUUACGUAAUAUAUAUUUUUACACAUGGCAUGACAGGUUAUGCGUGUGUAUUUGUGGAUAAGCAUACUGCUGUCAAUCUUCUUUUUGUCCGUGGAAACUUAGUAACUAAAGUGAUUAACUUUUAAUAUUAUUUAUGAACGAUUUGAAUUCCUUUAAA
This is a messenger RNA of Cajanus cajan (pigeon pea), 1582 nucleotides long. RefSeq lists its product as uncharacterized. Gene Ontology annotation, molecular function: protein kinase activity; ATP binding. The record is from RefSeq and is a predicted model, not a curated record. Gene Ontology annotation, biological process: protein phosphorylation. Lineage: Eukaryota; Viridiplantae; Streptophyta; Magnoliopsida; Fabales; Fabaceae.